AUGGCAGCCCAGUACGCCCAGGCGGCAGCCCGCAUCUCCGCCCUCGCCCUCAUCGACGCAACAGGCUUCGACGUCUGCCAGCAGUCGUGCGUAGACAUCCUUGCCGACCUGCUGCUGCGCUAUGUGCAAGAGGUUGGGGCGGGCUCCCACCACUAUGCGGAACUGGCGGGCAGGAGCGAGACCAACCCGAUCGAUGUGGCGCUGGCACUGAACGACAUGAGCACCGGUGUGGCCCAGCUGCGCGACUUUGAGGUGCCCUUUGAGCAGAGCAUCUCCGCCUUCCCGCUGCGCAAGCAGUCACGGCCCGCGCCGACGUUCAUGGAGCGGGGCGAGGCGCCGCCGCCUCACAUCCCGCCCUGGCUGCCCGCGCUGCCAGACCGGCACACCUACGUGGCCACCCCCGUGUACCCAGGUCACGAAAAGGACCCCCAGAAGCGGCAGAUGCUUCUGACGGAGCAGCGGCAGCAGGCGGAGACGGCGGCGGUACGCCUGCAGGCACGUCUGGCAGCAGACAGCAACCAGCUGCUGGCCGCCAAGCUGAAGAGCAGCGAGGACGCGUCGGCUGCAGCGGCGACUGGGCAGCAGCAGGAAGGCCAGGAGCCGGCAGGGGCGACAGGGCAGCAAGCAGACAUUGCCGCGCCUGAUGCGACAGGGGCGCAAGCUGGAGCAGCUGUGGGCAGUGGAACUGGAGACCAGCCAGCCGUUCCAGGCGGUGGGGAGCAGGGCCCUGAGGCGGACUGGGAGCCAGCCGCAAGCGAGCUGGGCAGCGGCAGCGGGGGCGCCAGCGCCGGCUUUGUGGCGCAGCAGCUGUUUGCUUCGCGGGACUGGAAGGCACAGCAGCAGCGCAAGGCACGCAUUGCCACCAGCGGCAGGACGGUGCCCGAAGCAUUUGGCGAGACAUAUGACGAAGUUGCGGCGGUGCGCAUGGGCAAGCGGCAAAAGCGUGGGACCGCAGCGUCGGCAGCCGCGGCGGCCGCCACCGCAGCCAACGACCCAACGAGGGCUCGGGUUGAGGGCAUCCUGGCUGCGAGUGCGCCUGUGGGGGCGCCGCCGGCAGGCGUGGGGCAGGAGGAUGUGGUGCAGGAGCACAUCUAG
Chlorella variabilis is the source of this 1095-nucleotide messenger RNA. RefSeq lists its product as hypothetical. Gene Ontology annotation, molecular function: protein heterodimerization activity. The transcript is spliced from 7 exons. Bases 1 to 1095 code for a protein of 364 amino acids. Gene Ontology annotation, cellular component: transcription factor TFIID complex. The record is from RefSeq and is a predicted model, not a curated record. NCBI's taxonomy places the organism in Eukaryota, Viridiplantae, Chlorophyta, Trebouxiophyceae, Chlorellales, Chlorellaceae.